Messenger RNA from Abrus precatorius (Indian licorice), 2310 nucleotides. Its product is annotated as CRS2-associated factor 1, chloroplastic. Gene Ontology annotation, molecular function: RNA binding. The record is from RefSeq and is a predicted model, not a curated record. The transcript is spliced from 5 exons. NCBI's taxonomy places the organism in Eukaryota, Viridiplantae, Streptophyta, Magnoliopsida, Fabales, Fabaceae. Gene Ontology annotation, biological process: Group II intron splicing. The coding region runs from base 14 to 2068 and encodes 684 amino acids.
GAGAGAAGAAGAAAUGGACACGAGUCUGAAUGUGGCAAUUCGAUUACCCAUAUUUUCCCCACCCCUUGACCCGAACCCGAACCAUAACCGUUCUUCCACGGAGCUCCGUUUCUCGCGGUGGAACAACGCUAACGCCGAGAAGUUCAACCGGCGCCAGCGAACCAUCCACGAAAUCGAAGAAGAAAUCCGCCGCACUCGCCGCUACAACGCCGCCGAAAACAUCGCUGACACCGCCGUCGUCGAUUCCGCAGCCGACUCCGCCGCAGAAAGGUUCAAAUCCUACGGAACUCCCUCCGCUCCGUCGAGCCCUUCCAUCCCGGGGAAGAAAUCGAAGUACUGCAAGCCACCGCCGAAGCCGAAACCCUUGCUCGAUUCGCAUCCCGUGGUUUCGCGCGCCUCGAGCCUCCAGUUUCAGCCGGGGCCGGCGAACGUGAAAAUCGGCGACGAUGGAGUGUCCUACGUGGUCGACGGCGCGCCGUUCGAGUUCAGGUUCAGUUACACGGAGACUCCGACCGCGAAACAGGUGAAAUUGCGCGAACCUCCGUACGCGCCGUUCGGACCGGCCACCAUGCCGCGGCCGUGGACCGGCAGGAACCCGGUGCCGCCGAGCAAAACGACGGUGAAGGAUUUCCAGUCACUCGUUCUUCCUCCGGAGAAGCCUGAACCGGUUCAGUCGUCCGGUUCGAAUUUGGUGUCGAGAGAGGAGAUAUUAGGAGAACCGUUGACUCGGAAUGAGAUCGUUGACUUGGUUAAUAGCACUUUGAAAUCUAGCAGCCAACUCAAUAUAGGUAGAGAUGGUUUGACACAUAACAUGUUGGAAACUAUACAUACUCAUUGGAUGAGGCGAAAAGUGUGCAAGAUAAGGUGCAGGGGAGUGUGCACUGUUGAUAUGGAUAAUGUGUGCAAGCAGUUAGAGGAAAGGACUGGAGGGAAAGUUAUUUACAGGCAGGGUGGCACAGUGUACCUUUUCCGUGGCAGAUACUACAACUAUAAAACACGGCUGCGUUUGCCUCUGAUGCGGUGGAAACCUCUUUCUCCAGUUUAUCCUAAGCUCAUUCAAAGAGUUCCAGAAGGUCUGACACUAGAGAAAGCAGAUGAAUUACGUCGAAAGGGAAGGGACUUGAUGCCCAUACGCAAGCUAGCAAAAAAUGGUGUUUACUGGGACCUUGUAGCUAAUGUCAGAGAGGCAUUUGAAGAGUGUGAGCUCGUGCGAAUAAAUUGUCAGGGACUAAAUAUAAGUGACUAUCGAAGGAUUGGAGGAAAACUAAAGGAUCUUGUUCCGUGUGUAUUACUUUCAUUUGAAGAUGACCACAUACUGAUCUGGAGAGGACAAACACAACCUUCGGAUGCCAAAGAAUUGUCAGUGCUGUGUAUACAGAAGAAUCCAGUGGAGCAACUAAGCAAUGAACCUCUUGACACUAGCAUUUCCUCUAAUUCAGAUGAUGCGAGUAUGCAUAAGGUUGUGCCUUGUCCCACAGAAAAUAGCAAUCUACCCGUGUCUGUCGUUACUGGUGCUGCUUCACUUCCUCUGAAAACCUAUGAAGUUGAAACCGCUGAAGAUAUCACAGCCUCUACUUGUGAGCCACAACCCUGCAGGAGCACCAGUCCAAGUGUGAAUGUGCCUGGAACUAGUAACAAUAACAUAGUGGAUACUCAUCCUGACAAGUUGCUAGAUGGUUCAGGAGCAGCACAUGCCAGGGAGCCCUCAAGUUCUGCAACACUCUGUACAGAAGGAAUUUUAUUACUGUUGGAGCAAGCUGUUGAGAAAGGCAGUGCACUUGUUUUUGACGAUGAACCUUUGGAUGAUGACUUUAUUUAUCAAACCACAUUGGCUUUUGCCGAGUCAGCUCCACCUGAGCCCAUUUUUAAGCUACCUAGAAAGGUUAUAGUUCAAGAAAGUGACAAGCAAGAAGGUUUGAAAUUGGAGACAGAACAAAUAACCAGUGUUACACUGAAAGAUGAAAAUAUGGAUAAGAAUUCUAACGUUAAUAGAAAAGAAUUGGUUGAGGAAUGUCCGAAUGGAGUACGAGGAACAACAAUAGUGGAUAAACUUGCAAUUCUGAAAUGAUACCAGAUGGUAGUAUCAAAAGAAGGAAAAAUUUAGUCCUUCUGCAGUACAUAUUGCUUUCGAAAGUAGGUUCGUUCGUUAGCUAUGAUGUUAGUUAUUUAUUUUAGGGAAUCAAAUCAUUGAUGUUUUAUUCUGCUAUAUCUAUCCAUUACGUUGUUUUUGUUCCUUUGUAUAUUCACAAUUCCAAUAUUACAUUGAUGUGAUUACUUCUAUACCGUUAUUAAAUUGUUGGCCUCCUGGUU